Molecule: messenger RNA, 1995 nt
Organism: Morus notabilis
Lineage: Eukaryota; Viridiplantae; Streptophyta; Magnoliopsida; Rosales; Moraceae
Exons: 3
Coding region: 409-1782 (457 amino acids)
Source: RefSeq, a predicted model, not a curated record
UUUAAUAAAAGAGAAAGAGAGAGAUUUAUUUAUUUAUUAAUACUUAAUAGAUAGAGAGAGAGAGAGCAUCAGUUAGAUAGAUUCAUUUAGGGGGAGAGUGAGAGCAGUGAGACUGUGAGAGAGUGUAAGAGGAGGGAGAGAGAAAGAGAGAGAGAAUUUGAGAAAGCGAAAUCCAAAUGCUGUCAGCUUCUGCUUCUGUUUCUGCUUUAUGGAAUGUGCAUUGCUUUUUCCUUAUUUCCUAAUAUUAUUAUUAUUAACAUAACAAAAACGAACAUGAUUUUUAUUUUCUAAAGAGGAAAAAAGAGUCCAGUUUGUUUGGAUUGUGGAUUCUGAAGAAGAAGAAGAAGAAGAAGAGAAAGAAGAUUUUUGAGAGAGAGAGAGAGAGAGUUUGAUCGAAAAGUGAAAUUGAUGGGUUCGGAGCAAAACAGAUUCCCUCAGCAGGAACGCGAAAGGAGAAAGAGAUGGGGAGGGUGUUGGACUGCACUCUCUUGCUUCGGCACCCAAAAAGGCGGCAAACGAAUCGUCCCCGCCACUCGAAUUCCCGACGGAAACGGUUCCGCUACCCAGCAGCCCAACGGACCUCAACCCGCCACCCAAGCCACCGCACUCGCUCCCUCCCUUUUAGCCCCUCCUUCUUCCCCUGCAUCCUUUACUAAUUCUGCCCUACCUUCCACAGCUCAAUCGCCCAGUUGUUUCCUAUCACUGUCUGCAAACUCUCCGGGAGGUCCUUCAUCAACCAUGUUCGCUACCGGACCUUAUGCCCAUGAGACACAGCUGGUCUCUCCUCCUGUGUUCUCAACCUUCACAACCGAACCCUCAACCGCUCCUCUCACUCCCCCGCCGGAGUUGGCUCACUUGACCACUCCCUCUUCACCUGAUGUUCCCUUUGCUCAUUUUGCAACAUAUUCACUCUAUCCCGGUAGUCCUCCCAGUAGUCUUGUAUCUCCGAUGUCAAGGGCGUCAAAUGACUGCUCAUCGUCCUUCUUUCCCGAGCGUGAGUUUCCUCCACAAUGGGGCCCCUCGAUUUCUCCCCAGAAUGAAAAAUGUGGAAGGAGUGAUUCCGGCAGGCUGUUUGGGCAUGAUGGCGCCGGUGCUAACUCUGUGGCGGCGUCUCACGAUUCAAAUUUCUUCUGCCCUGCUACAUUUGCGCGGUAUUAUCUCGAUAAUCCGCCGUUUCCUCACACUGGUGGGAGGUUGAGUGUUUCUAAAGAUUCAGAUGCUUACUCUACUGGUGGAAGUGCACACCAGAACAAGCAGAAUAGAAGUCCCAAGCAAGAUGCGGAUGAAAUAGAAGCUUAUAGAGCAUCCUUUGGGUUCAGUGCUGAUGAAAUCAUCACCACUACACAAUACGUGGAGAUUUCCGAUGUAAUGGAGGACUCAUUUACCAUGACACCAUUUUCCUCCAAUAAAUUACCAAUGGAAGAAAGUAUGGAGCCUGUUUCGGUCAGCGGACUGAAACCUCUGAAAACACACACAAACUCGCAUAGUCAGAAUGGUUUUAAAUUGCCCCUCGAACAGGGUACAAGAUCAGAUUUCAUGGAAGUGCCGGCAUUGCCCAAUGGAUAUGAAGAUCACAAAAGGAUGCAACAUGGUCAUAUGUCUAGAUCGAGUACACCUGGAAAUCGUAUUUUGUCCGAUGAAGAUGACGACGUAUUUUCAAAGAUGGGAUCAUCAUCUAAAAUGGGCAGGAAGCAUCAGGUGGGCCUGUCGAGCUCCGACGCAGAGAUUGAUUACAGACGAGGAAGAAGCUUAAGAGAGAAGAAGAAAGAUACAUGGGCAUGAAUAGAAAUUUGUAUUUAUUUGUUGUCGUCUCUGUGAUGCACUUCUUUUUCGGGCUCAGUUGAUCUAACCUAUGAUCUAACCUCUUCUCUCCCCAGUUGUGUGACAUCUCUCUCUCUCUCUCUCAGAAUGUAUGUGAAUGAAUAUGCACAUCAUGAUUUGUUAUGUAUUUCGUGAGGAAGCAGUUUAAGGAUAACGACUAGUGUAUUAUUGGAA